GCUUUCCGUCAGUCACUCCGUCAGCGUAGUAUUUUCAUGCUAAAAUUCAAGAUUAUUAUUGGGAUUUAGCGUAAAUAAAUCUUCAAUGACCAAGUUUUCAUGUUAACAAGUGUAUCGCAAGUGCAAAUAGUUAAUGAGGCGGACGCAGGAAGCGUGCUAUAGUUCGGACUCACUCAUUGUAAUGAAAAAUGUCGACGCUGUAUGGAUCUACAUACAACAGAACAAAACGAAAGUGACUAGUUGACCGUGUGUUGCUGGGUGAUUAUUCUCGUUCCUAGACCUAAUUCCUGCCUUUAAAAUGGCGCAGACCGUGAGGCGUGCCAUUGAGGGCAGAUACCCAUCCUGUUACAUACCAAGUAGAAUAAAAGAAAGGCGAGCCAAAGCCAGGGCAUUAAGAUUAGAACAACAAAGAAAGCCAGAUAAGCCGGAGGACUUUGUGUGUUACUCGGACAGCGACAGCGAAGAGGAAACACCGGCACAACAACACCGAACUCUCUGCACCUCAUAUAAUUUUGUGGAUUAUGUCCGCUCUAGGGAAAUAUUGGCUCCAGAGCCUCGCUCGGUGGACCCGUCGUACGCGACGCGACACAUGCUCACGCACGACAUGUUCCGCGAGACGCCCGUCAACCUCGGCAACAUGAACAAAGUGUUCUGCUCGCAGUGGCUCUCAGACAGGCAGGUCGUGUUCGGCACCAAGUGUAAUAAGCUAAUGGUAUACGACGUACGAACGCGGUCGCUGGACGCCAUCCCAACGCUGCGGCCGCGCGCGCCGUGGGCCGGGCCCGACCACCAGACUGGAAUCCACGCGCUGCAGAUCAACCCUUCCAGAACAUUAUUAGCCACCGGAGCGAGAAACUCGUGUGAACUAGCCAUAUACAGCCUGCCCACUCUCGACCCCGUGUGUGUGGGGGAAGCGCAUAAAGACUGGAUCCUGGAUAUGUGCUGGCUGGACGACGAGUUCCUGGUGACGGGGUCGCGCGACUCCAAGCUGGCGUUGUGGCGCGCGCCCGAUGUCGGGCCGCGAUCCGCGCCGCAACACGAUUAUGUGGCCCCGCUCGCUAUCAAGGAGUGCCGCUCCGGCCAGAAGGUGCGCGCGCUGACGUUCAACAGCCGCUGGCGCGAGAUCGCGGCGCUGACACUGAACGGCUACAUCCACGUGUUCAGCGCCGAGAGCUUCCGCCAGAAGCUGUCGCGCAAGCUGCCCUCCUGCCAGGACCUCGUCUGCCUCGCCACGCAGGAAAGCGGCGUAUACGCGAUCGGUUGUAAAUCCUACACGCUACUACUAGAUUGCCGCACGCUACAGUCCGUGAAGAAGAUCACGUCGCGCUACAACGGCUGCGGCAUCCGCUCCGCCAGCUUCCGCGGCAACAUGCUCACCAUCGGCACGGGGCUGGGUCUGCUAAUGUUCUACGACCUGCGGGCAGGCAAAUACCUAGAAAGCAAUAUCCAUUCGUCCAAGACGGUCACACUAAGGGCUUCCAGAGGCUAUGUAUUUCCGGACCAAGAAGAGGACGGUUACAACCAAGUAAAGUACGUGCCAGCCAUCUACACACACUGCUACGACCACUCUGGGACGCGAAUCUUCACAGCCGGCGGCCCGCUACCCGCGACACUCGUCGGCAACUAUGCUGGGCUAUGGCAGUGAGCCCACCGCUGGCGUGUGGGCGUGGGCAACUAGACCACGCCCCAUCCCGGCUGUGGGAUGGAGUAUGGAGGUUGAUACCUAGUUAAAAACUUUAUACUAUACAGGGUGUUAGGUAAGUGGGUAUAUGAGCCGACACCAGCCCAUGUUAACAUGGGCAUAUUAAUGGUAUGGUGAAGUCAGAAAAUUGAUGUCUUCAUUUUAAUUAUUUUAAUUUUCAUACAAAUCGGAUUUUAUAAAAUUUAUUUUGUAUGAAACAUAAAAAAAAAAGAUGAUAUAAAAUUUCUGACUUCACCAUACCUUUUAUAUGACCAUGUUAACAUGGGCUAGUGUCGGCUCAAAUACCCAUUUACCUAACACCCUGUAUAAAAAUUUGUACAUAAAUUAAGAUCACAAUCUAUCCCAGCUGCCGGUCUCUGGUUUAGUGAUUCCUAGUUUAAAUGUUUGUUAAGAUAUAAAAAAUAACGCCCAAACCCAACUGUGGGCAACUGGUGGGCUAUAAAUACUACACAAAAUCGAAAAGUCGCAACCCCAGCUGUGGCUAAAGAACUAAGCUGGGCUAAUUAUUCUAGAUUAAAACAUUAAAACUAAACAGAAUAAAGGAAAAAGACCACGCCCAAUCCCAGCUGUCAGCUUUAAACAAAGCAAAUAAAUAUCUAUCUAUCUAAUCCCAACUCUGAGCAACUUUCGCAAUGUAUAGACAUGUCAAUAUGUGUAAUGAAGUAACUACGAAUCGCAUGUGCCUCAAUGUCAAACACAAAUGUUAUUUUACUACUGUUAGUCAUCGUUAUAGUUUUCUGAAACUAACAUCACAUUUCGUGACUAGAAACAUGAUACAUAACAUCUGUAACACUACAUUUAAAUCACAACGAUUAUUGAAGAAAACUCAAGCAGAAAACCAGUUUUUGGUACCAAUUUUAUAAACCAGUCUCAUCUAGUUAGAUUUGUAGUUGAGUUACCAAUUGUGUAAAUGGGCGUGACUUAAGUAAGCCACGCCCAUGUCUUAUGAAUCGGUGCGGUUUGCACUUGAAACUGAUAUAAAGCCUUUACUAGUUGAACCCGAGCACAACUUUUUAUAAACCAAUGUCCAUAGACCACGCUAGAAUUGUUUUAAUGUAAUAAAAAUGUGUACGUUUUGAAACGUGCAUGAGGGAUAAAUGUGAAAAAAGCAGUGUGGAAAACUUGACUAAAGGAUUUGACGUAAACGUAAUUAGCUAAUAAAUAAAAAUUGGCAAAUUUUGUGUGUAUGAGUGUGUA
Molecule: messenger RNA, 2899 nt
Organism: Ostrinia nubilalis (European corn borer)
Lineage: Eukaryota; Metazoa; Arthropoda; Insecta; Lepidoptera; Crambidae
Gene: DCAF12
Product: DDB1- and CUL4-associated factor 12 homolog
Exons: 10
Coding region: 299-1645 (448 amino acids)
Cellular component (GO): Cul4-RING E3 ubiquitin ligase complex
Molecular function (GO): protein binding
Source: RefSeq, a predicted model, not a curated record